UUGUUACGCAUUCAGAACGAUGGCCACUUUACGAUUGCAUACAUGUUGUGCAACAUCACAACGAUUACGCUUAAUGGAUUAGAAGUAAAGCUUAGAGUUGGUGAAUCCCACGGCGAGAGAGAUUUAAAAAUCUCUACACUUACACACCGACCCAGUGCCGUGGCGACCGACAGGAAAUAAAUAAGUAUACAAACGAACGCACUGUGUCGGCGAAUCUCCAACAAACAGCUCCACAUACAGCCCUGCCAAAUCAACAAUAUGUGUGACAUGGUUAAGAAUUUGUAUGUACGCAAUACGGAUUAAAGAGAUUGAAAAAGAAGUUCACGGUUUGGCACAAGGCGUAACGAGGUGGAUAUAAGGAAAAUAGAACCUUGUCGAGGAAGAGUGCCGGAAACUUCAAAUUAACGAUGGAUCUACAAAUGCAUUUAUGUGAUAACGUGACGGGAUCGUUAAACAGGACUCCUAGUUUUAAAUUAAAAGUGUUUCGAAAAACUCUGGAGGAGAGGAAUUCAAAAGAGAAUGGAAAGAUUCGUCGACACACGCCCGUGGGGUCUGGGGAAUACAGCGUGGGGUGUUGGGACAUGAUGUGUGGAGGAGGCCCUGCAGAGAAAGGGUCAUUCUUCAGACUGUUUUACCCCGUCCAGAAAACAGACAUUUAUAAAAGAGACAAGCAGUGGCCUCUUUGGUUACCAAGGAAACAGUAUGGAGAAGGAUACGCAGACAUCGUUCUUAAAAAUCCGAAAAUAAAAGUUGUUGGCAAAAUAUUCAAUUGGAUGGGAGGAGAUGUAUAUGUUCCCGCUCUUUGGCAGGGCCCCCUAUGCCCCUCUAACACCCAGUUUCCGGUAGUCAUAUUUUCGCAUGGUCUUGGCGGAAACCGGACGACGAACACAACCAUUUGCUGUGAACUGGCUUCCCAAGGCUUUAUUGUAGCAUCUAUGGAACACCGCGACGGUUCGGCAUCUAUGACAUAUCACUUAACAGAACAAGUCCACAAACACAACGUCACAACCACUGGAGAGUCGAACACCCGACCACACAAUCGACAUGCAAUCCAUCGGACACACUUGUAUUCAGAGGAAUGGAAACCUUUUGAGUGGUUCGAACCUUGGGAUGAUUUUACUUACAGAAACAAACAGGUUCAUCACCGCGCUAAUGAGGUAAUUCAAGUUUUAGACAUGCUCACUUUGCUGCACGAGGGGAAAGAGGUGCAUAAUUCCAUGAGAACCCACUUCACAACCAAACAGUUUAUGAACCGUUUUGACCUGUCCAGGGUCGUGGUGAUGGGCCACUCUUUCGGUGGUGCUACAACAUUAUGUACAUUGUCCAGAGAUAAAAGAUUUCGGCUGGGCGUGGUUCUGGAUGGCUGGAUGCAUCCAUUGGAUGAGCAGGUGUAUGACAGCAUCAGUCAGCCGGUUCUUAUGGUUAACAUGGAGUCAUUCCAGUGGAAAACAAACGUGGAGCAGAUGAUGAAAUUGAUGACAGACGACAAAGAGAAGCGAAGCAUGAUCACCAUUAGGGGCACCUGUCACCAGAGCGUCACAGACUUCCAGUUCCUGGUAAACAAGGCAGUGGGGCGUGUGCUUGAUGUUCGGUACACACUCUCUCCAAAAAUUGCUAUGUCUCUUACAAACAAAGCCUCUCUGGGAUUCAUCCGCAAACACUUAGGUUUACAGGGUAAAGAUACGCACGAGGACGUUCUGUCUGGUGACCAUGACCUCAUCAUAAAGGGUACCAAUGUCGAUAUGUCAUAGGUCAAGUUCCGAGGCGAGGGUCUUCCACGUCACUCUGACGUCACAAUUACGUCUUUCUAGUUUAAGAUUUGCCAAAAUUGUUGUAUAAACUGUGUUCAAGCUGAAUCUGUGAUAUAACUCUGUUGUGCUUUCACUGUUAAGAAUCUCUUAGGAUUUAUAUUGAUAUUCUAUUACCUUGUGUCCACCGCGAGGCAAGUGAAGAUUGCCACGGUGAGCCAGUCUUAUCCCAGUGUCCCUAAUCUCUGUACACAGCGUCCCAAAUUCUGUUACAGAAACACAUGGUGCUCCUUACUGUUUUGUGAUUGAAACUUUCGUAUUUGUAUAACUGUAACAUGAUGUAAUUUAUUUUGCGGUAUCUCAUACAUGUUAUUUAUUAUUGAUAUUUCUAUUUCAACGUCAUAUAUGUGAGACAGACUUGCAUUUUUAGUACCGUCAUAUAUUUUAUAUUUGAUAAUUUUGGAAUUGAUUUAUUAAUAAAAGCUUUCUGCACA
Messenger RNA from Ostrea edulis (European flat oyster), 2242 nucleotides. Its product is annotated as platelet-activating factor acetylhydrolase-like. The record is from RefSeq and is a predicted model, not a curated record. Lineage: Eukaryota; Metazoa; Mollusca; Bivalvia; Ostreida; Ostreidae. Gene Ontology annotation, molecular function: 1-alkyl-2-acetylglycerophosphocholine esterase activity. The transcript has 9 exons. Bases 408 to 1751 code for a protein of 447 amino acids.